AUGUCGGAUACACCUCCCCCACAACGGCUCUUCCCGCCCACCUCCCCACUCAGCGCUUCAACGGUUGCGCAAACACCGGAGCUUCUCCGACUACUCGCACAAUUCAGAGCCCGAGUCGAGUCCUUCAGAAUGGACAUGGAAGGGCCACCACCAGCAGCGCCGCAGAAGCCUCUGCCGCCGCGGGAGAACAAGGCGCCUGAAGAGCUCAAGCCGAUCGUUACGCUCGUUCCCGCGCUCGAAGAGACCAAGUACAGAGACGAGGAGGAUAAGAGCAAAAAGUCACUUGCCUACAUCAGAGCACAGCGUGGCGUGCUCAGGUACCUCGACACCUGCGCAGCGGAUUCGCUCAACGCGGCAAAAGCGCGCGCCCUUACCGAAUCCAUCGACCCCGUGAACAAGUACCCUUCCGCGCGCGAGGCCCUCCGUCUGUGCUACUACAUGCGCUCGCAGGGCUUCGAUACUAUCGCAGUAUUCCACCACAAGAGGACCCUCAUGAGGCUAUUCGUCGUCCUGGAUCGAUCCGCCGGCACGCUGUACUGGGAGCAGAACUACAAGACGGGCCGCAUCAAGGAGUUUAGGAAUGCUCGUCGGUCUACGCGCCGACAUGCUGUUGACUUCUCAGACCUGGUGGAUAGCGACCUACUCGCCAGCCUCCGAGGAGGGGUUGGGGCAGCCGGUCAUGCAGAGGCCCCGGCGCAGCCGCCGCCUGGCGAGCGCCAGGACCAGUUGAACGUGGGUAGGUGA
Messenger RNA from Trematosphaeria pertusa, 744 nucleotides. RefSeq lists its product as uncharacterized. The record is from RefSeq and is a predicted model, not a curated record. The transcript has a single exon. NCBI's taxonomy places the organism in Eukaryota, Fungi, Ascomycota, Dothideomycetes, Pleosporales, Trematosphaeriaceae. The coding region runs from base 1 to 744 and encodes 247 amino acids.